AUACAGACUGUUUCUACAAGCAUUUGUGAAAGACUGUGCAAUAAGUCCAUCUGUGAAAUUUCCUUGCUACUAAAUAUUUCACGGUCAACUGUUAGUGGUAUUAUAGCAAAGUGGAAGCAACUGAGAACAACAGCAACUCAGCCACAAAGUGGUAGGCCACAUAAAAUGACAGAGUGGGGUCAGGGCAUGCUGAAGUACAGAGUGCGCAGAAGUCACCAACUAUCUGCUGAGUCAAUAGCUAAAGACCUCCAAACUUCAUGUGGCCUUCAGAUUAUCACAACAACAAAGUGUAGAGAGCUUCAUGGAAUGGGUUUCCAUGGCCGA
This is a messenger RNA of Staurois parvus, 324 nucleotides long. The record is from the annotation of a GenBank genome assembly. NCBI's taxonomy places the organism in Eukaryota, Metazoa, Chordata, Amphibia, Anura, Ranidae.